Lagenorhynchus albirostris (white-beaked dolphin) is the source of this 1865-nucleotide messenger RNA. Its product is annotated as transcription factor AP-2 gamma-like. Gene Ontology annotation, molecular function: DNA-binding transcription factor activity, RNA polymerase II-specific; RNA polymerase II transcription regulatory region sequence-specific DNA binding. The record is from RefSeq and is a predicted model, not a curated record. Gene Ontology annotation, cellular component: nucleus. NCBI's taxonomy places the organism in Eukaryota, Metazoa, Chordata, Mammalia, Artiodactyla, Delphinidae. The transcript has a single exon. Gene Ontology annotation, biological process: regulation of cell population proliferation; anatomical structure development; regulation of transcription by RNA polymerase II. Bases 1 to 1356 code for a protein of 451 amino acids.
AUGUGCGGGCUCGUGAGCGACCGCGCUCUGCGCUGCCUGCAGGCUUUCUCCCCGGACCCCUGCCCCAGCUUCUUCCGGCCCAAGGCCUGGCAUUCGGAUUUGGAGCCGCAGAAUACCUCGGGCGUCAGACCUUCGCCGCGGGGCCCGGAGGGCACGUUCCUCCAGGAUCGCCACGACGCGAGCAGCAAUGGGAACCCGCGCCUGCCUCACCCCUCCUCCGCCGGGCAGCAUCUCUACAGCCCCGCGCCGCCCCUCUCCCAUGCUGGAGUCGCCGAAUACCAGCCACCACCCUACUUUCCGCCUCCCUACCAGCAGCUGGCUUACUCGCAGGCAGCCGACCCCUACUCGCAGCUGGGAGAAGCGUACGCCGCCGCCAUCAACCCCCUGCACCAGCCGGCGCCCACCGGCAGCCAGCAGCAGGCCUGGCCGGGCCGCCAGAGCCAGGAGGGGGCUGGGCUGCCCUCGCACCACGCGAGCCCGGCCGGCUUGUUGCCCCACCUCUCCGGGCUGGACGGCGGCGCCGUGAGCGCCCGCAGGGACGCCUACCGCCUCUGGGACCUGCUGCUGCCCCACUUGCACGCUCUGGACGCCGCGGGCCUGGCCGAGAACCUGGGGCUCCACGACAUGGCGCACCAGAUGGAGGAGGUGCAGAAUGUCGACGACCAGCACCUACUUCUGCAUGAUCAGACGGUUAUUCGCAAAGGUCCUAUUUCAAUGACGAAGAACCCCUUGAGUCUCCCUUGUCAGAAGGAGCUGGUGGAGGCGGUGAUGAAUCCCAGCGAGGUCUUCUGCUCGGUCCCUGGAAGAUUGUCCCUCCUCAGCUCUACAUCUAAAUACAAAGUGACAGUUGCCGAAGUCCAGAGGCGACUGUCCCCGCCUGAGUGCUUAAAUGCUUCAUUACUGGGAGGUGUCCUCAGAAGAGCCAAAUCUAAAAAUGGUGGCCGAUCCUUGCGGGAGAAGUUGGACAAGAUUGGGUUGAAUCUUCCAGCGGGGAGACGGAAAGCUGCCCACGUCACCCUCCUGACAUCUUUAGUAGAAGGUGAGGCUGUUCAUUUGGCUCGGGACUUUGCCUAUGUCUGUGAAGCAGAAUUUCCUAGUAAAUCCGUGGCCGAGUAUUUAACCAGACCUCAUCUCGGAGGACGCAAUGAGAUGGCAACUAGGAAGAAUAUGCUGCUGGCUGCAUACCUGAUUACCCACGGGUUUGGCAGCCGGGCCAUCUGUGCUGCUGUGUCUGCCAUGCAGAACUACAUAAAAGAAGCCCUGAUGGUCAAAGAGAAAUCCUACAUGAACCCCGGAGACCAGAGUCCAGCCGAUUCUAGCAAAACCCUGGAAAAGAUGGAGAAGCACAGGAAGUAAAACAGGGGUGAACAAAGGGCCGAAGAGUCUGGAAGGAAAAGGACUUCAAAACCGGUCUUGACCAGGACAAACUGGGAACCCCGCUGGCCUGGGGGACAGAGUUUGUUAUCCACCUUCCCACGAAAAGGGCCUCCGUCGGAUUUCCAGAUCUUCACGUGCCCUCCUGGAAUCCUUAGUAUUUAAGGAGUGCUGAAGUGUCUCCUAAACUCUGGACGCGCUGUCGGGAGGUGACAAGUGCUGGUUCUUUACCCAUUAAGCUGAUACUUUAGUUUUUGGAAUCCCAUUCUUCCUUUCUCUGAAAGUGGUGCUACAAGUUUUGGAACCUUUUAAAUAAAUUCCCUGGGCUAACAAAAACCCACACACACAUAGCUGUUGAAAUGUCAAAUUGAUGUGAUUCAGAUCCACUAUAACUUUCAGCGUUAAGGUAAAAGUAUUUAUGUAGCCUCUUCAGUCUCAUCCUACAUACCGCGGGAGGCAAGGAUUCUAUCCGCUUAAGAACUGGUUAAUAG